Seriola aureovittata is the source of this 4755-nucleotide messenger RNA. RefSeq names its product zinc fingers and homeoboxes 3a (gene zhx3a). Gene Ontology annotation, cellular component: nucleus. The record is from RefSeq and is a predicted model, not a curated record. NCBI's taxonomy places the organism in Eukaryota, Metazoa, Chordata, Actinopteri, Carangiformes, Carangidae. Gene Ontology annotation, biological process: regulation of transcription by RNA polymerase II. Gene Ontology annotation, molecular function: DNA-binding transcription factor activity, RNA polymerase II-specific; DNA binding. The transcript has 3 exons. Bases 506 to 3262 code for a protein of 918 amino acids.
GCUCCGAAUCACGUGUUCAUAGGAAAUACACUCGCUUUAAUUUUUUUGGAGCUGCCUCGUCCUGCACCGCCGACCGUAGUUGUUUUGCCGUCUCCAUACAGUGUGGCUGAGGGGUGGAAAGGUAAUGUAAUGUAAUGUACCUUGCUGUGGUCACUGACGGGUUCACGCCAGUUCACCGGGUUCACUUGAGGAGAGCUCCCACCCCCUGCUCGCCUCCUCUUCUUCUCAAAGCGCAACGAUCGGAGCUAAUCCAAUAUUAUUCAUUUAUAUAUUAAUGUCGGAUUCCAUUUUUCCCACCGACUGUUGAGGUUCCCAGGGAGCUGUUAAACUUGUCCAUGUGACAGGAGUCCUGAAGUGGCAGAAGGCAUGAAGCAACACUGUGAUAUCCUAGUGGCUGGUCCAUGACACGAAACUCCAUUCAACCCACUCCACUAUCCACCCGCCCUCUGUACUCAUCAUACCGGACAACCAAUCACUCACUCUCCCAUCUACACAAAGCUGCACAAUGGCCAGCAAGAGGAAAUCCACUGUACCCUGCAUGAUACCAUCCAAAUCCAAACAUGUGCGUGAGGAAAUCAUACUGGGCUCACUACCAGAACUCCUACCAACAAUCCCAGAAGAUAGCAUACUCAGCAUCUCGGGAGAAGAGUCUGGCCAUUUCUCUCACAGCUCCUCGAAAUCUGACAGUGGCAGCGAGAUGCAAAAAGGAGGUACAUACAGCUGUUCGACUUGCUGUUUCGAAUCCAGAGAUCUAAACUACUUUUUGGAUCACAUGCACAACUGCCACUUAGACUUCAGGGCCCAGCCCACCUUCUACUGCCUGAACUGUGGGGUGUCAGUCGUCCGCUUUGAGGCUCUGGCUCUGCAUAACGCCAACGCCCACCCUAAGAUAAUGGAGGGCUUGGUCACUGCCUCCCUAACUGUCAACAAGAGGGAUAGAGUAACAACUGUGGAACAAAGUCUGUUCACGGACAGUGGAGAAGACUACAGAGAAUCUGGGAUUUCCCUUACCAAAACACCGAUUGCAAAGAUGAUGAAAACCAAGGGGGAGCACAAAAAGAUUGUGGUUUCUCACACCGUGGAGGUACGGAAGAUAGACACUGGAAAGGAUGUAGACUCCAGCAUGCUGACAAAUGUGCCUGAACUCCAAAACGGGGCUCUCAGUGUUUCUGGCGCCCCAGCUAUGCCGAGGACCACUGUCACUCAUGUGAUUACAACGACAGUGUCCAACCAAGUCUUUCACCAGCACACUCCCUCCCUUUACUCUCCCUCUUCCUGCAACUCUAAUAAAGACCUUCCAAAGGUGAUGAUCCCUCUCAGCAGCAUCCCCACGUAUGAUGCUGCUAUGGACACCAGCAGCUUUCUCAAGACAUCCUUUGGCAAGUUCCCCUACCCGACCAAAGCCGAACUCUGCUACCUAACAGUGGUCUCAGAGUUCCCUGAAGAGCAGAUCAAACUGUGGUUUACUGCCCAAAGGCUCAAGCAGGGCAUAAGCUGGUCUCCUGAAGAGAUCGAGGAGGCCAGGAGGAAGAUGUUCAACACUGUGUUCCAAGGUGGAGCACCUCAAAAGCAGCCCACUACACCACGGCACGUCAAUCAUGUUGUAACCCACCACACUGUCACUGCCCAGCCGGGCUCAAAAGGACCAAACUUUCAUAUGGCCAAAGUUCCCUAUGGCAGUAUAAAAACCAGGUCUGUCGGAGUCAUAGCCUCGCAGGCCAGCAUGUCAACCAACCCCCAUGUCACCAGGGUCUCGUAUUCUACUCCAAUUGUCCCCCCAAAGUUUCCAUCCAUAGUCAGAACAACACAGGUACUGACCAAGAAUACUCAACCCACUGUGGAGCCAGAUAAGAGCAAUGGCCUCGGCCUGGACAUGGCUGGAAACAGUGGUUGUGUCAGUAGCACCAGCAGCAGUCGAAGCAGCAGUAGCAGCAGUAGCAGCAGUAGUUGCAGUAGUAGCAGCAGCAUCAGCAGCUAUUCCAGCAGUAGUAAUGGUGGUGAGACUGUCACCAGGAAACCGGUGCAAAACAGCUGCCCCACAAACAGCAUCAACAGCAUUGCCACUUGCUCUACCAACAUUAGCAAUAAUGAUGAGCACUAUGUUGCUGACACCAACGGCAAACCAAAUCUCAAAAGCAACAGUUUACCAAUCAGAUUGGAAGGUUCAAACAGUACCAAGAGUCAGGUGAUCAUCGAUAACACCAGCAAAUCCAACAUCACCUGUAACAAUCACAACAGCGGCAUCAUCAGUCCACAGGAACAGGCCCAUGCCACAAAGCCCGAUGACGAGCGCAACAACUACAUCCACAAGCCCAACAACAGUAGUAUUAGCAGUGAAUACCCCAGUACUACCUGUAAUGACAGCGUCCCUAACCUGAACCAUGCCAGCAAAUCCCCAACUGAAAGCACCAGCACCGCUGUCAUUACAAAAAGCAGCUCGUCCAUUUUGGAUGAGGGUAAAUGCAACAAGGACUUACCCAUAAAAGGCAUGUCAAUCCUAAAGCAACUCAUUAAGGAGGAGGACCCGUUUGCCGGGGACAGAGGCUGCCCAGAGCUGAAAGUUGACCCCAUCAAGAUCAACUUUAAGAGGCUGAAGAUGAAUGAAAUAGAGACUACAUCUGAGAUUGUACAUCAAGAACACAAGUCUGAGGUAGGCGAAGUGUCUGCUUCUCAGCCAUCUUUCUCCCCCCCAUGGGGCAACAAGACCCCCCAGCAGCUGCACAUCCUCCGACAGGUUUUCUCCAACACCCGUUGGCCCAGCAGUCAGCAGUACGAGGACCUAAGUGUCCAGACAGGCCUUCCCAAAUCAGAGGUGGUGCGCUGGUUCAGCGACAGCCGAUACAGCCACAAGAACGGGCAGCUGAAGUGGCUGGAGACCUAUCAGCGAUCGCCAACGGAGUCAGAGGAAGCAAGGGGCCACGGAGACACCGAGGCGGAGUCACCGAAAGACCCUCAAGUGGCCAAAAAGAAACUUGCUGAGCAAGACAUGAACAAGCACCUUGAAGGAGAAGCAGGACUGAACACAGGGCAGCGGGUUGUGUGGCAGGAUACAUACUCACCGCUGCUCGGCCUGAUGGGGUCCGAGGGGAGCAGCGAGCGAGGCCAAGCUGAGGAGUCAGCGCAGCCAGGAGUCCUGCAGGAUCCCUGGUCAGAGGGAGCAGAGGACCAUCAGCAGCCAGUGGCCAGUCAGUCACUCAUUGAACAACAGACUGAUGCCAAUCAGGCCAGGGAUCGCCUGAGGAUGGAGCUGCUGGAGGUGUGAUGAAGCGGGCCCCAAUCUCGCCAGAGGAACAUCAUGUUUAAAGGCUGGCUUGCUCCCCUGGCCGUGGUCUAAAAAAAAAAAAAGAGUGUUCAUAAUGACAGCAGAUGUGAUUGUAGCUGGACCGAUGGACUCUGACUGUAACUGUGAAUACCCCCCACCCCCCCCACCCCUCCUCCUCCUCCUCCUCCUCCUUCUCCUCCUCUUCCAUCUGCCAUCACUUCCUGCCAUCGUCAAAAGAAAGAACUUCUCACCUUUGAGUUCUGUGAUGUUUAAGCCUUUCAUGCUUCUUUGUGGUUGUGUGGGGAGGGUGCACAAUGAGGUCAGUACGAGGGAUCAAAGAAAAGAAAGAGAAAAGACGCACACUGACUGGAAAACUGACUUGAAUGAGCGAAGACAGGAUAGGAUAGGGCCGAAAGAUAUUGUUUUUGGGUCAGAUGGAGAAAUAUAUAUAUAUAUGAUUGAAACUGCACUAUAAAAGAGGGUUUGUACUGACUGGACAAACAAAAGAUGUGUCAAGGAAAUGUUAUUGUUGGCUUUGUGAUAUUUUUUACUUUUUUAGCAACCAGUACUUCAGCACUGCCUUGAAUUUUACUUUUUCCGUUAUUUGGUUUUUCAAUUCUAUUUACUCUUCUAUAGUCACUGUAAGUCCAGAUGCAAUCAAACAUGUUUUAUUUAGAUCUGUAUAAAUGUUGGUGAUCACUUUGCAGUUCAGCUACACGCAAGAGACUAUAUACAAUGCACUAAUGAAGACAGCAAUGCUAAAAAUCACACUGCCCCACAUUAAAGGUAUUGACAGUUCUGUCAAGAUCAAUACACUACACUGCCCUGCAAACUGAACAGAGAGAAGCCUGUCACGCUAACGUUGCCUUACUCAGCUCUGUCCAUGUGUUUAUAUGACCUGUCUGUCCAUCACCUUGCUUUCCAGCUACUGUGCUGUCCUGAAAAAAGAAAAAAAAAAACAUGCCAGUGCAUCGAUGGUCACUGUUGGUCUAUAUCUGUGAAAAAAACUCGUGCUGCUUUCUGUAUACACUUGGAGUUUAACUUUAAGCUGUAAUUGUAUCAAAUAUUGUUACUGGCAAAAUGUUGUUUAAAGCAAAAUUAUCAAUUUGAUCCCUAGACAAUGACAGAGUGAGAUAUCGUGCUAGCUAGAGAGCCAAAUGAGGAGAUCUUUGCUCUUCUCUGAAUUUUCUUGUGUUUAUAUAAACAUACAGUCACUACAUGAAUCCUAUUAAGCUGCAUCUUUGUCAAGCUGCUAAUAGCUAAGAACGGUGCUAUACCAUCCAAAGUGAAAUUGGAGGUUGAUCUCCUACCAGCAGUGUAUGCACUUGUGUCGAAUGUUACAAAUUUAUUUUGGUUUGAGAUAAAUGGAAUCUGGACUUACGGUGUUAUGAUCACUUAAAAAACUUUUAUGAAAUAGUCUGAUCAUAAAGCACUGUUGUAUCAUCCUUUCUACACUUCUGAAUCUUUACAGAAUAAACUGAAUACUCACCAAG